Hyaloscypha bicolor E is the source of this 1287-nucleotide messenger RNA. RefSeq names its product GroES-like protein. Gene Ontology annotation, biological process: butanediol biosynthetic process. The transcript is spliced from 3 exons. The coding region runs from base 94 to 1248 and encodes 384 amino acids. NCBI's taxonomy places the organism in Eukaryota, Fungi, Ascomycota, Leotiomycetes, Helotiales, Hyaloscyphaceae. Gene Ontology annotation, cellular component: cytoplasm. Gene Ontology annotation, molecular function: zinc ion binding; (R,R)-butanediol dehydrogenase activity. The record is from RefSeq and is a predicted model, not a curated record.
AUCGCGUAGCUCAAAUGUUCUCCACCCAUGCUACUGUCAAUCCAUAGUAGCAAGUCAUAAAUUUCAGACCAAUAAUUGCUUGUUUAACAAGAGAUGGCAGUUGAAACUGCGCCGGAAUGCGCAAACUUGAAGGCUCUGCGGCUCCAUGGCCGGAAGAACAACCAACUCGACGAUGUUGCCCCGCAAAAGUGUGGCCACGACGAAGUCAGAUUGCAGAUCGCCUUCUGCGGCAUCUGUGGCACAGACAUCCACGAAUAUCUUGGCGGCCCUAUUUUUGCUCCUCAACCUGGGAUGAAAAAUAAAGUCACAGGAAUUGAGCUUCCCGUGACUCUUGGGCACGAGUUUUCCGGGACCGUCAUUGAGCUUGGCCAAAGCGUGAAGAGUCUCAAGUAUGGCCAGCGAGUCAUCGUCAACCCCGCCCUGGACGAGCGACACUUGGGAAUGAAACCCUGUAGCCCUUGUAAGACGGGUUGCUACAAUAUCUGCAAACGUUCCGUUACCUACGGGCUGAGUGCUGAAGGAGGCGGAUUUUGUGAACAAUCAGUCGUCAAAGCAACCAGUUGUAUUCCACUCCCGGACUCAGUCUCUCUGAAGGUGGGGGCUUUAUCUGAACCUUUGGCAGUCGCCUGGCACUGUAUCCGCGUCUCGGGAUUCAAACAAGGCCAGACAGCACUCAUAUUGGGCGCGGGGCCUAUUGGACUCGCGAUUUUGUGCCUCCUUAAAGUCUGGGGAGUGGCAAAGACAAUCAUCAGCGAAGUUACGGAAGCACGAAUUGACCAAGCGAAGAAAUUCGGAGCAGAUGCAGUGGUCAACCCCCUCGAACCAUUGACAGGAGACAGGGAGGACGAAGUUACCGAUCCUGUUGUUGCUGCCUGUCGAGAUCUUACUGGUGGUGAUGGAGUGGACGUUUCCUUUGAUGCUACUGGGAUGCAGUCAACUCUCGAUGCUGCCAUCGCAGCUGCUAAACCAAGGGGCAUCAUUUUCAACGUUGCAAUCCAUGAGAGGCCAUUGCUGCUUAACUUGAACCUUUUGGCGCAGCAGGAAAAGUCUAUCAAGGCAGGCAUAAGUUACACGAAUGAGGAUUUCCAUGCCGUGCUGAAGGUGCUUGCCGAGGGCAAAAUUCCGGCGGAGCAGCUGAUUACUUCGGUGGUGCCUCUGAGUGAUGUGUUGCAAGGAGGAUUUAUGGAACUCAUUAAUAACAAAGCGCAGCAUGUUAAAAUUUUGAUCCAGCCUGAUCCAGAUGUAUGAAUAUCUAGAAGUACAUAGUUUAGAAAUGGCAUUUUUCGU